Messenger RNA from Darwinula stevensoni, 894 nucleotides. The record is from the annotation of a GenBank genome assembly. Lineage: Eukaryota; Metazoa; Arthropoda; Ostracoda; Podocopida; Darwinulidae.
AUGAGGGACUUGUCGGGGACGGAGAUAUCCCAACUGCCGACGGAGGGCCUGACGACACUGAAGCACCUGACCCUGCAGAACGUGCCAAACCUGUGGGUCUUCCCCUCUCCCUAUUCCCUGCAGGAGCUCGUCAAGGCCAGGCUCACCUAUCCGUAUCAUUGCUGCGUCUUCCAGUUCCCGGAGGUCCACGACCCUGUUCUCUAUGCCGAGACGGAAAAGAAGCUUCAGGAGCAAUGUCGCGAGCACCAAGAACAACAGCACCGCCACCUGCUGUCCCUGGACGAGAGCCAGGACGGCGGCACCUGGCACAACAAGUCCUUCAACCCGGUCGGCGGAUGGGGCUGCGAAAACGACUCGCGAUUCAUCCCCAAAGACGUGAACUGCGAACCGAGGCCGGACGCGUUCAACCCCUGCGAGGACAUCCUGGGCCACCCGAGCCUGCGGAUCACGGCCUGGAUCGUCAUCCCAACCGCCCUCCUUGGGAACCUGGCCGUCCUCGUCGUGAUCCUCUGCAACCGGCGGAAUAUGACCGUCGGGAAAUUCCUCAUGUGCAACCUGGCCUGCGCGGACCUCGGCCUGGGACUCUACCUCCUGGCCGUGGCCGUCGUCGACCUUCGGACGAUGGGCUUUUACUUCAACUACGCCAUUCCCUGGCAACAGGGGCUGGGCUGCGAGAUCGCUGGCUUCGUGACGGUGUUCUCGUGCGAGCUGAGCAUCGUGACGCUCUCGGUGUUGACCGGGGAGCGGUGGUACGCUAUCACGCAUGCCAUCCGAGUGAGCAAGAGGCUCCGUCUCCCCGCAGCGGCCAAGGUCAUGGCUGGGGGGUGGCUCUUCGCGAUCGCCGUCGCUGCUCUGCCGCUCUUCGGCGUCUCCGACUACUCCAAGACGAGGUGA